GACAUCGUCGUCUCUCUGUUUAUUUUUAAUGGUCGGUGAAGAACCGUGAUUUGCUCAUAUCAGGACAAACAAAAAGAAGCACUCCUCAAUCUCUCAAUUUUCAAUCUCAAUCUUCCCGUUAUUACCGCCACGUGUUUCUCCCUUUCUGUCUCCCUUUUCUUUUGUCUCUUCUCGUCUUCUCUCUAAAAAUCUGAAUAUCUGAGAGUCGAACGAACAAUAAACUCCCAACAAUCGAAACAGAGACCCAUUCUUUCGAUUUUCCCCCAUCGCUAUGUGGGUCAGUGCUGCUUUUCGAAUCUGAAAACUAAGCUUGGCCAGAAGGAGCAAUGUUAUUUACACCCACGAUGUUUAGUUCUUGGCUUGGAAGAGAUGUGAAGAAGAUUCUCAAACGCAAAGACAGUGAUGCUGGUGAAAAAGGAAAAGCUCUCGAGGACUUGCGAGCAUCCUUAUUCAACAAAUUCCGUUCACCGGAAACUCCAAAGAGACAGCAGCAACAACAGACACACCGUAUAUGUGGUCCAACCGUUGCUCUCACUUUCAAUUUCUUCGUUGCAAUCAGCAUUAUCUUCAUGAACAAAUGGGUGCUUAAAAACAUAGGCUUUGAGUUUCCAGUGUUCCUCACAUUCAUCCACUACAUUGUAGCUUUUAUACUAAUGGCUCUUCUCAAAUCGUUUUCCCUUCUUCCUGCUGCACCACCUUCCUCCAAAUCAUCGUCUAUCUCGCUCUACACUCUUGGCAUUGUAAUGUCACUCUCUACAGGACUCGCUAAUGUUAGCCUCAAGUAUAACAGUGUUGGAUUCUACCAGAUGGCGAAAAUCGCAGUUACGCCUUCUAUCGUGUUUGCAGAGUUCUUGUGGUAUAGAAAGAGAGUUUCUUUCAUGAAGGUGGUUGCACUUACAGUUGUAUCUGUGGGAGUUGCGGUUGCGACUGUAACAGAUCUACAGUUUAGUCUGUUUGGUGCUUGUGUGGCAUUAGCUUGGAUCAUACCGAGCGCAACCAACAAAAUCUUGUGGUCUAAUAUGCAACAACGAGAGAACUGGACCGCUUUAGCGUUGAUGUGGAAGACGACGCCAAUUACUCUGUUGUUUCUAGUAUCGAUGAUUCCGUUCUUGGAUCCACCAGGCGCUUUAUCGUUUGAUUGGAGUCUUGCAAAUACAUCAGCCAUCUUUUUUUCCGCUUUUCUCGGAUUUUUUCUUCAAUGGUCUGGAGCCUUAGCUCUCGGAGCAACUUCUGCAAUUACGCACGUGGUUCUAGGACAAUUCAAGACUUGUGUCCUCCUCCUUGGAAACUUUUACAUUUUUGGAUCGAAUAGUGGUGUGAUUAGCGUUUGCGGUGCGAUUGUGGCGAUUAUGGGGACUUCGUUAUAUACUUACCUUAACACGAGAGGCCAAUCUCUUAUUGCUUCGUCUUCUCCUUCAGACAAGAAGUCAAGACUCAGUGAUCUUAAAGAUGACAAGGAUCUUGAACCUUACGGCUCCGAAGCGGUUUAGUCUUAGUCUUGAACAUAUUUUCUAAUAUUUUUUAGUAUAGUUUUUAGUUAAUUUAUUCCACGUUCGCUACUACUUAUUAGAAUUUCUAGUUUCAACUUUUUGUUUUCCUUUUCUGUGUCGAUUCUAAUUUCUAAUUUUUAUAUCCCUGAAAAUAAACAAUU
This is a messenger RNA of Eutrema salsugineum, 1651 nucleotides long. RefSeq lists its product as uncharacterized. Gene Ontology annotation, molecular function: UDP-xylose transmembrane transporter activity; antiporter activity. The record is from RefSeq and is a predicted model, not a curated record. The transcript has 7 exons. Gene Ontology annotation, cellular component: Golgi apparatus. NCBI's taxonomy places the organism in Eukaryota, Viridiplantae, Streptophyta, Magnoliopsida, Brassicales, Brassicaceae. The coding region runs from base 327 to 1490 and encodes 387 amino acids.